UGCCGCACAUGGGGCCAAAGCCCCACCGGAAUCUCACCACGAUGGUGGCAACCUACGGACCUCUCCUCCACCUACGGCUCGGGUUCGUGGACGUGGUUGUGGCCUCGUCCAAGGCCGUGGCCGAGCAGUUCCUGAGGGUCCACGACUCCAACUUCGCGAGCCGGCCGCCGAACUCGGGAGCCAAACACAUAGCGUAUAACUACCAAGACUUGGUCUUUGCGCCGUACGGACAACGUUGGCGAAUGUUGCGGAAGAUCAGUUCCGUUCAUCUCUUCUCCGCUAAAGCCCUAGAAGAUUCCAGACAUGUUCGCCAGGAGGAGGUAGGAGCGUUCACGCGCGAGCUGGCGCGUGCAAAGACGAAUCCGGUGAACCUGAGUCAACUAGUGAACGUGUGCGUGGUCAACGCGCUGGGGCGAGUGAUGAUCGGACGGCGGUUAUUCGGAGUGGGGGCAGAUCCAAGGGCCGAGGAGUUCAAGUCGAUGGUGACGGAGAUGAUGUCACUCGCCGGAGUUUUCAACGUCGGCGACUUCAUUCCGGCGUUGGAUUGGCUAGACUUACAGGGCGUUGCGGCGAAGAUGAAACGGCUUCACAAACGGUUCGACGGUUUUCUGUCGUCGAUCUUGGAGGAGCACGAAAUCAACGGUCCUGAUGAAAACAAGAGUGAUAUGCUUUCUACUUUGAUCUCUCUCAAGGGAAAGGACCUUGACGGUGACGGAAGCACGCUCACUGACACCGAGAUCAAAGCCCUCCUUCUGAACAUGUUUAGUGCUGGGACAGACACAUCAUCAAGUACGGUGGAGUGGACCGUCGCCGAGCUGAUUCGCCAUCCGGAGAUAAUGGGCCGAGCCCAACAGGAACUUGACUCCGUUGUAGGCCGGAAUCGGCCCGUUUCUGAAUCCGACCUCCCAAACCUUCCAUAUCUCCAGGAUCCUUGCCAGAUAUGUGGGAGUGUAGGCUAUGAGGAUUUGAUAAUCACUUGUUUCCAGUGCAGAGAAGUUCGAGAGCAUAUUUAUUGCGCGAGGGUCCCUUUACCAUCCAUCCCCGACAUUUGGUUAUGUGAAGUGUGCAGGUCCUCAAAUGGCAUAAUACAAACAAUGGCUGCCAAGGAGGAUCGUACCCUCAUGGGUUUAACUAUCAAUGCAUCUGAAAGGGGCCCUGAUUUUGUCUCAAAACCCGAGAAUUCUAGUAGUGCUUGUAGGAAAAGAUCACACAAGACUAGUAAACUUAGAACCCAUAACGUGGAAGAUGUUGCAGAACCUAUCUGUGUCUCUGCUCGUAGCAGCUCAGGAUUUCAUAUGCCCUCCGAAGGGCUCGAGACCCACAAGAGGCUAGAAGUGAUGGGUAAAGAAGCUCGGGUGUUUUCAGAGCAACGGCCUCUCUCCGAGGCCUUUCCUCCACCAAGGAAAAAGGGCAGGAUGCUCCGGCUGGCAGGAAACACUUUAGGCUCUGCAGAUGUAGGAGUCAAGACCAUAGCUUGACUCUUCUCCUCUCAUCAUCAUCAUCACGUUCAUCAUCGAUUUGCCCGUAAAGAAUCUCCUCCCGCUCUUGCUGUCUUGUUUGUCAAAGCCAUUACAGUGAUGUGGUCGUUCAAGAACCUAAAGACAGUAAGAAACUACUCUCUGUUGCAGAGACAGAAGAUCAAGCUUCGAUUUUGAGACAUGGGUUUUUGCUUCAUCGUUUCGAUAUGAGACAUAGAGUCUUCGUGAGAUUAUUUUGUCUGCAGAGACAGACAUAUAUGCCUGUUCAUGAGUGUCUCGUCCUCAAGGACCCAACGCUCAAAGAUCGAAGCUUUGUGAAGAGUGUGGUAUAUGCUGUUGUUAAUUUUCUGAACCUGAAGGGUAUCAGAGUCUUUUUCGCCAGCAGAAUUUUUGCCUUGCAGUGUUUUUCCCGAUUAAUGUGUAUAAAAUAAAAUAGGCUUGUUGACUAUUA
Messenger RNA from Tarenaya hassleriana, 1929 nucleotides. Its product is annotated as flavonoid 3'-monooxygenase. Lineage: Eukaryota; Viridiplantae; Streptophyta; Magnoliopsida; Brassicales; Cleomaceae. The record is from RefSeq and is a predicted model, not a curated record. Bases 9 to 1478 code for a protein of 489 amino acids. The transcript is spliced from 7 exons. Gene Ontology annotation, molecular function: oxidoreductase activity, acting on paired donors, with incorporation or reduction of molecular oxygen; iron ion binding; monooxygenase activity.